Cyclopterus lumpus (lumpfish) is the source of this 8390-nucleotide messenger RNA. RefSeq names its product thyroid hormone receptor beta (gene thrb). The coding region runs from base 1705 to 3231 and encodes 508 amino acids. The transcript has 8 exons. Gene Ontology annotation, molecular function: nuclear receptor activity; RNA polymerase II cis-regulatory region sequence-specific DNA binding; zinc ion binding. Gene Ontology annotation, biological process: retinoic acid receptor signaling pathway; negative regulation of transcription by RNA polymerase II; cell differentiation. The record is from RefSeq and is a predicted model, not a curated record. Lineage: Eukaryota; Metazoa; Chordata; Actinopteri; Perciformes; Cyclopteridae.
UCCUAUUACUACUUCUCUUUAUAAUAUAUCUUAAAAAUAUCAACACUGAAUGGUCCAGUUUAAUUGGCUGGUUAUUCAAAGGUUUCACAGUCGUCCAAAUCUUUCUCUGAGUACCAAUAAAGAGCUUUGUAUGGUUUUAUUCUAUUAUAUGAAUGUAUACUGUCAUUUCCACAUAUUCUUACGGUGAUAAUGUAUAUUAAAGCAUUUAUGAUCAGUAGAAUAAAUAUAUGUGUAAAAUGUCAGAAAGUACUUGAAAAGUGAAAGCAUCCAUAUCGUUAAAUAAGAAAAUAAUCACAAUGAACAGGCUAGAUAAAUUAGUUUGGUCCAAUACUAACAAAUAAUAUUAUACAAAACCUGAAUUAACACAAAAGAACCAUUCAAAAGUGUUUAAUUUUUUUUAAAUCUGUAGGUUUUUCUUUUCAUGUUUGUUUGUUUGUUUGUUUUCCGUAAAAGCAUUUCUCUGAACCCUUUUUAAAAAAAUGUUAUCCAACAACCUUUUAUGGGUAAGUUUAGGAAACAUUGUUUCGUUAUUAUUAAUCUCAGCAGAUACACGUCCUCGCCAUAAGGCUUAUCCUGCUUUUAUUGAACAGGAAGCCUGAGGAUAGCCGGUCAAUAUGACCGCUGCCUUGGAUAAUAGAAGUAUUAUCUGAACCGGAUCAUGCAAUGUGUCACUCAGCGCCUCUUACAUCACGCGGGGAAACAUUAUUGAUUUUUUUUCAAUUCUUAUUUUUCACUGAAGUCUUCAUGAUUCUUCUUAUUUUUUUUAAUAUAUAUAUAUAUACUUUUAUAUUAAGACUUUCAGGAUCAAAAAAAGUUGUUGUUCUAGUUAAGAUAAUUUAUUUGUUAAGUGUUAUUUAUUCUCAGUGAGUCGUGCAUUAAAAUACUGUACAAAGGUUUUCUUAUUUGUCCAGUGGCUUUGCGAUAGGUGCUAAAUAAAUGUGAGUGUCGAUGGUUCAAACUCAGGGUGCGUAAUAAAUGAAACUUUUUAAAGAUCUUGGUUACUUUCUUAGCGUUAGAACAUUAGUUGGCAGGAUUAAUGAUGUCACUGACCUAAACAGGCUUGUUUAGGGAUUUAAAAUACCCACUGGAUGAGUGAAGGAUUCAAAUACAAAGGUUAAAGGUUAAAUGGUGAGGAAAAGGUAUCGGAGUGAAGAGAACUAUCAAUUCUUACGCAUGAGGACCCUCGUAAAAAAAAAUAAAAAAUGUAACUUUUAGUUUUUUUUUCUUUUUCCAGUCCGUGUAAAACUUGAACUUUUAGCUUCUUUUUUUUCCAGUCCGUGCUAUUAGAUGUAGGUGCAACUUGCAAGGUCUUAAUCUGUGACAUUGCCACUGUCUGUGGCGCAUUGAGGAUUUGUGGAGUGUAAGAUUAGAGCUCUACCUCGUCAUAAAUCUCUGCUUCCCAAUUCGGCCGUGUGGUGGCGGGUGGGGCAAUUGCGAGAUGUAGUCUGUGGAUUUGGUGGCUAACACGUUUGUGCGUCUACGUAGCGUCAACCUCAAAGAAGUUUGUAGUUUUUUUUUUAAUACAUUUUAAUUUUUUUUAUCCAGACCAGGAAAAUUUUGAUUGUCGCUUUUUUUAAAAAUUGUUAUUUUCAUACCAGAUUUUUUUUAAAUACACUUUUUUUUUUAGUUACGUUUUUUUUACAAGAACGUAAGAGUUUCCCCCGUAACUAUUUUUUUUAUGGUGUUCUGCUGCGGCUCUCCACGAUGAACUACUGCAUACCAGACAUGUACGAGAUGCCUCACUCGGGGAUGGGAGGCUACGCGGUGCAGGGCGGUGGGGAACACUGCAUGUACUCGGGCGAGGGACCCGGGUACGGACCUUGUGAACCCCAGCCUCUGCACCAUGCGCCUUGCAUGGACCAGGCGUGGCCGCCCGGCCAGCACUACUCUUGCUCCUACGCCGGCGGCUCGCCCGGUUUCAAGAGCGACUUUUGCAACAUGGAGAUCCCUCUCAGUCAUUUCCACCAUCAGCCUGAAUAUUUCCCUGAGAUCAAACCUGACUUCUCACACCUGCAGUGGAUGCAGGAGGUGCACAAGAAAGGGUACAUUCCAAGUUACCUAGACAAGGAUGAGCUAUGUGUGGUGUGCGGGGACAAAGCCACGGGCUAUCACUAUCGCUGCAUUACCUGCGAAGGUUGCAAGGGUUUCUUCAGGCGGACGAUCCAGAAGAACCUCAACCCGACCUACGCUUGUAAGUACGAGGGGAAGUGCGUCAUCGACAAAGUGACGAGAAACCAGUGCCAGGAAUGUCGCUUCAAGAAGUGCAUUGCAGUGGGAAUGGCCACCGACCUGGUGUUGGACGACAGCAAGAGGCUAGCCAAGCGGAAGCUAAUUGAGGAGAACCGGGAGCGUCGUCGGAAGGAGGAACUGCAGAAGACGGUGUUGGACCGACAGGAGCCCACCCAGGAGGAGUGGGACCUCAUCCGUAUGGUGACUGAGGCCCAUAUGGCCACGAACGCGCAAGGCAACCACUGGAAGCAGAAGCGGAAAUUUCUGGUCGAGGAAGCUAUGCUUCUUAAUGAAAUAACAUGUAAUUUAUUCUAUACUUCUGACCAGAGUGCAGCGGGGGUGAAGGAAACUAAGCCCGAGGAUAUUGGUCAAGCGUCCAUGGUCAAUACGCCUGAAGGAAACAAAGUGGAUAUAGAAGCCUUCAGUCAGUUUACAAAAAUUAUCACCCCUGCCAUAACCCGAGUGGUGGACUUUGCCAAAAAACUGCCAAUGUUCUGUGAGCUGCCUUGUGAAGACCAGAUCAUCCUGUUGAAAGGCUGCUGCAUGGAGAUCAUGUCACUGCGAGCUGCUGUUCGCUAUGAUCCGGAGAGCGAGACCCUCACGCUCAACGGCGAGAUGGCAGUCACGCGGGGUCAGCUUAAGAACGGCGGCUUGGGCGUAGUGUCGGAUGCCAUCUUUGACCUUGGCGUGUCGCUAUCCUCCUUCAACUUGGAUGACUCGGAGGUGGCUCUUCUACAGGCUGUCAUCCUGCUUUCAUCUGAUCGUCCGGGCCUGAGCAGCGUGGAGCGAAUAGAGCGCUGCCAGGAGGAGUUCCUGCUGGCCUUCGAACAUUACAUCAACUACCGCAAACACAAAGUGGCUCAUUUCUGGCCCAAGCUGCUAAUGAAGGUGACGGACCUGCGGAUGAUCGGCGCCUGCCACGCCAGCCGAUUCCUUCACAUGAAAGUGGAGUGUCCCACCGAGCUAUUCCCUCCUCUCUUCCUGGAGGUCUUCGAAGACUGACCAAUGGAUUUUAGUAUACGUGUGUGCGUGCAUGUAUGUGUGUGUGUGUGUGUGUGUGUGUGUGUGUAUGUGUGCACACGUCAGCGCCUGGGCAACCCUGGUGGUCUCAGGGGGUGGACCCGGUCCGAAGGCCCGUCACAAUGAACUUUCUAUUAGCACUACUGAGUGUCACUUCAUUCCAUAGUUUAGGAGUAGCUCUCUGGUGUAGUUUUGGAUGGAACCAUUCCUUACAGUGCGGGUACAUGUGAAUAGCAUUUUGUUCUUUUUAUUUUUUUGUUUUGUUUUGUUGUUGUUGUUAUUGUUGUGGAUAUAACCUCUCACCUCGGAUUCUACUAUAGGUUUCUUUGUUUUGAUGAUUGUACAGUUGGCAUAAUGGUGAUUUCUUUUUUUAUCAACACUCAUUCAUUAGAAACCAUGCAAAUGUUGUAUUUUCCUUCCCUUUUUUUUUAUAUGUUGGAAAAACUCAAAAUGGCUGCUUCACCGGAUUCAGAAAAUAAGUAAUCGUUAGACCCGUCGGCUUCCCCCCCACACUCGACUUUAAUGGACCCAUUUGUUGGCAUAUUAACCGUCGUGUAGUCAGUCGUCCACAUGGUGAGUGUGUGUGUGUGUGUGUGUGUGUGUGUAUGUGUGUGUGUGUGAGAACUGUGCCUCGCCGUCCUACUGUGACCGUUAACAACAACACUCACUCUGAUGGACAGCAGCUCACGGGCCUUCGUAAGUCUCCGGGUCUCCGGGUCGCCCGCACGUCGCGGCGUCCAGCGGGAACGCGGCGUCCAAUAAAUGUCGGAAAGAUCUGAAUUUGCAACAGAACAGCAACUCGAGACAAGAGCUCCAAUAAAGAAAGCCGGGUAAGAUCUUACUACCGUACCUUUUUAUGAGAUGACGGUGUGUGAUUUAACAUUGCACGAUAAUCCUGAGGUUGUCUGUCGGUAGCUAAUCAUGGAAGUUUGAAUUGUGAAGAAGAGACGACUUUAGCUGAUGCACUCCAACACAUUCGGCAUGUAAAAGCAACAACAACAAAAAAAAAACGGGAAAGCGUUGUAUGUUAUGUUUGUUUCGAAAAUGUCCGGCCAAACUCCGUUAAAGAAAUCUGGUAAUUAAAUCACAACUUAAUAGACAUAGGAUUCAAAUGCAGAUAUAAUCAACAAAGUCUUAAAACAAAAAUUCCCUAGUUCCGCUUUCUCAUUUGUUAGGAUUUGUCAUUUAUUCUAUGAAUGAUGUGAUAUUAAAUGUAAUCUCUUUUGGAUUUUGGAGGAUUGGUUGGACAAAAUAAGCAAUUUGAUGACAUCAUCUUAACCCUUGUGUCAGGCAUUUUUCCCUCUUUUUUUUUUUUCCAAAAUAUUUUUGUAAAAUGAUGAUUCAUUAACGUAAAGAUGGUUAAUGGAGAAGAAUCGGUGCAUUAAUCGAUAAUUCAAAUAAUAGUUGGUUGCAUCCAAAACAAAUGCAAUUUUAUCAGCGGAAAGGUGGAAGUAUUCAUCCAUAGGAAUAAGCUGUGUUUAAAAAACUAUCUGGGCCAAAGAAAAUAUUUUUAAAAAAUUGUUUUGCUUUUAUUUUUAACAAACGACCAUAGAAACACACAGAUGUUGUAAGAUGGAGGCUACCCGCUGCUGAUUCAGACUUCCGACAUUGAAAGUAUAAACGAGCCUGUUCAUCACGACCAGUGGCUGUGAGGACUAACUAAAGCACACAAUGGCACCGAUGUCCAUAAAAGACAAUCAUAUUCUACUCGUUUUGGUGUAACGAUGCCACAUGCCGUGCCAAAAUCGAGUAAACGAUAUCGAAUCCCUGCUGGUUAAGCUCGGUACUGCGUGCCGCUCGCAGAGAGCCGUCCCUCUGACUCGUGUUUUAGUCCACGUUCUACAAGACGACCAGGAUGAGUUCUUAAUGCGAUUCAUCUCGGCCAUGUUGCCUCACUAGUCCCGAAUACAAUGAAUUAAACUCCAUUACAAACGGGGCACUGUAUGUUAAAGCAUAAAUGUCAUGGUGCUAUGGUGAGUUGGGGGAAAAUGCUGAUUGAACUGUAUUGAUAUUCACAUGCAGGAAUGAACAUUAUCUCUUUGUAUAACAGCCCACUACCCUCUUUUGAUGGCAUGCAUGUACUGUACACUAACACACAAACAUGAGCAUGUACCGUGCACACUGUGCACCUGCACACAUACUGUGCAGGUGCACAUGUGUGUGUGCAUGACACAGGGGUCAGACGCCACCACUGUGACCAACCAGUGGGAUCUGUAGGCCGAGUAAACGGUGUGAUUCUUCAUCAGCGAGGUACACGGUGAGAUUGUUAAAAAAAAAAAAAACGUAGCGCUCUUUCCUUUUUAUUUUUUUAUUUUAGCCGGUAUAUUCUUUUUGUUGUUUGUUGUUGUUGUUCUAAAAACCUCUCUACGGUAUUGUCGUUUGCCACGUGACAAACAUUUGCUCUGUAUAUCUCGCUUCACACUACUCCUCAAAGCAGCUUGUUGUUUUGUUUGUUUAUUUCUGUUCCCCUCUUUUCUGUGAAGUGAUGCCUUUUUUUUCAAAGCAAUAGACUUGCUGCAGUGUUUUUAAAUGACUCGGACCUCACACACACACACACACACACACACGCACACACCUCGCAAACUGUACAGUCUCAGAAUAAAUGCACAGACAAUCAGAGGGAGAGAGAUGGAUGGGCCCGGUUGUUAUUUUACGGGCCAUCUGGUAGAGUAACAUUGGCCUCGAUUACAUGCACCCCCUGCCGCUGUCCGUGGUCCUGAUCGGUCCUCGGCAGCAGCCGUUGGUUCCCAGUGACUCAGCCCGCCCGGUGCCGUUGAUGAAACCAGUUAACAGAGUAGUCCUGGAAGAAGGAAAUACAGCAACGGUGUGAUUUCCAAUUAGUUGCUCCCUUUUUGUUUACGCUCGAUGGAUGAAUUGAACUAAAAUAACAUCAGUUGGCACAAACGGUGACGAGAUGAACAAAACGUGAAAUAAAUCUGGUCAGUUAUCACAACCGGGGCUGGUUGCACAAACGUGCAUAUAUAUAUGUAUAUAUAUAUAUGUAUGUGUUUAUAUGACUGGUUUGUAGAUUGAGCUCCGUCCUAAUUCUGCUCUUGGGUUGUCGAAUGGCCGUUUUCAACCAAACACUCUGAGGAACUGAACUCGGGGACUAAAUGAGGACCCAAGUGUCACUUUGGUGCGUUUGUGUUUUGCUUUUCCGUUGCGUCUGAAGAACUGUAAGGAAAAGACGGGCAAAUUACAUUUGUGAAUUGGACCCUAAAAAACAUAGUGACCAUUCAGUCACAAUGAGAUGACAACACUGUCGCCCGGUUGUCUUUUGUAAUGUUCUGUGACGUGACUGUUAGAGAAAUGCUUUGUUAACUUGCUCUCUCUUACCUCCUUUUUAAAAAAAUGUAUGGACUUUAAGACUGCAUGACUUUAAACAUCAACAACAUUUAAACAUUUAUUUUUGAAAUGUAUUUAUUAAGUCCUAUUCAAAGUCUGCCCGUGCAGCCAGCCCCAGGUUUGUCAUCGUCAAAGCAUGAACUUUCAAGAUUAAUGGUCUUUCAGGCGAGUCACAAAUCCUUCAGAAAGCUGGACCCGAGAUGAGAGAUUACAUUCAGUUUUUUCUCUUUUCUCUGAGUUCUUGCCCUUAAUGCAAAUUAAGCAGAUUGAUCCUUCUUUUGCAGGAAUAAAAUAAAAAGAUCUUCGUUUAGGGCAUGCAUAAUCUUAGAUUUCCAGACUAAACAGGGUAAUAAGCCGGACCUCGCAGCGGUGUUCUUCCGUCACGACAUUUUAGUUCAAUCUUGAAGGCCACGUUUUUCAUUUGAAUGGUUUCAUUUGAAAUCUUUUAAGGAAUUACCGGUUAGCUCAACCAGGUAGGGUUAUUCUUUUUAGCAGUAAGCAACCAAAACCGUACCUCAACAAUAACCAAACGUAUUUACAGUAACCUCAAAGCUACAUUGAUCAUUUUUACUUGGCCACAUUGUGGCAGUGCUUCAUAACUCAUGAUAAUCACACUUCUUUGACAAAUUAUGGCUUUUAAUGAUGUCACGGCUGACAUGUAAAUCAGAAUUGUAACCAAAACCAUGACCUGGUUCAUGAUCGGGGUUCGUCACCGCAUGAAACCCCUUCACAGUACAUGUCACUCAUUAUUCAUAUAAAAUAAUAUACGAAUAUACAAAAUAAAACAAAAGUUUCUUUAUAUUCUUUUUUUUUUCUUUUUUUUUUAACCAAAUCCCAUCAAAAUACAAAUUAAGUAUUACGACCCUUCACUUUGUUUGUGAAACAAAUGUUUGUGUUUUUUUGUUUUUUUAGGUUACGUGCACAUGUGAGGUAAUGGCCGUAUGAAUAUGUUUAAUUUUACAUGUCCAUGACCAUAAUUACUUGAAUUAUCAUAUGCACAGAACUGUCGGUGCAUGUAAACGUAGUCGAAGCUGCCUGCUGGUUCAGAUGAUGUUUACUGGUCCCAGUGCGCCGGUUUCUCUCCCACGAGUUGUUGCUCUUAAGGUUUCUCAGUUACAAAACCAAUAACCACAGUUGCACCAUAGAAAAGCUAUUUUACAGUACAAAGAAAAAAGGAUGUAUAUUUUCAAACUGCAGAUUUUUUUUACGAAUGUUGUUGGCAUAAUAUGAACAUGGUAUUGUUUUGCAUAACGUUGGAGGGGGGGGCGGGGAAUAAAUACAGUAUCUUGCUCUCAAACCCAUUUCCACAUUAAAAUUUCCAUUAGCAAGACGUUAUGAAUCAUGUAAAAAGAAACAUAUUAAUUAGUGCAGCAUUAGGUAUGCUAUUAAAAAAUAUAUAUAUAUAUUUAAAAAGGCAGAAAAAGCAGAACACUUCUCGGUCAAAGUGUAACCGUCAUAAAAAGAAAACUUGACCCACGUCACCAGACGUCUCUGCUCGUGUGUUUGAUGUCGUCUUGUUCGACUCAUCUGUUCAACGCGUACUGGAAACGGAGAGAAAGGGAGUGAGACGAGUGGCGUGCACGAGUGAAUCUGUGACGGCAAAACAGAAGAUGAUGAUGAUGAUGAUGAUGAUGAUGAGAGAAAUAUAAUUCUGUCACAAAUCUGCUGUCCUCGCCUUCGGCGUUUACCGGGGAACCUCGUCCGGGUAAUCCGUCGUGCAGCUCUGGAAAGCGCGUUGUCAUGACGAUGCAAUUAAUGUGAACGAGCUCUUGAGAAUAAAGAUGGUUUUGAGAGUG